Messenger RNA from Tinamus guttatus (white-throated tinamou), 1696 nucleotides. The record is from RefSeq and is a predicted model, not a curated record. NCBI's taxonomy places the organism in Eukaryota, Metazoa, Chordata, Aves, Tinamiformes, Tinamidae.
AUUCCAUAGGUGGCUCGUUUCCAGCUUCCUCUCACCGAUGCCACCACAAGCAGAAGCACUGUCUCCCCAUCCCGCAGUGUGCAGCUCUGUCCAUCAGCCCUCUGCUUUUCCAUCCCCACACAAAGGGAUCCCAGAUCAUCAUGGACACGACGCAGAAGGCAGUGAAGCGCCAGGCUAGCUUCUGCAAUGCCAUUACCUUCAGCAACAGGCCCAUCGUUAUCUAUGAACAAGUCAGGCUUAAGAUCACUAAAAAGCAGUGUUGCUGGAGUGGGGCUCUCCGACUUGGGUUUACUUCCAAGGAUCCAUCCAGGAUUAAUCCUGACACCCUGCCGAAGUACGCAUGCCCCGACUUGGUUUCCCAAAGUGGCUUCUGGGCCAAGGCUCUGCCAGAAGAGUUUGCGAACGAAGGAAACAUCAUAGCGUUCUGGGUGGACAAGAAGGGACGGGUUUUCUAUCGGGUGAACGACUCUGCCGCGAUGCUCUUCUUCAGCGGGGUGAGGACUGCAGAACCCCUCUGGGCUCUGAUUGACGUCUAUGGACUCACUCGUGGCGUGCAGCUCUUAGAUAGUGAAAUCAUCCCUCCCGACUGCCUGCGGCCCCGCUCCUUCACUGCCAUCCGCCGGCCCUCGCUGCGCCGCGACACGGAGGACACGCGCCUCUCCGUCAGCCUCUGCGACCUCAACCUGCAGGAGGAGACCUUCCACGUGACGGCCACCACGUGCCCCAUCCCGCAGAACUCCCUCAACUCCCAGCACUCUCACCUGCUCCCCUCGCAGCUCGAGAGCGACCUCCGCUUCCACCAGCUCAGGGGAGCCCACGUGAAAAUCCUGGACGACCAAACCGUGGCCCGGCUGGAGCACGCCCGCGAGGAGAGGACUUUGGUUUUCACCAGCAGACCCCUCAGAAUCAACGAGACCAUUUUCGUCAAGAUCAACAAGUCCAACGCGGCGCGCACCGGGACGCUGUCCUACGGGGUGACGUCCUGCGACCCCAGCACCCUGCGGCCCAGCGACCUGCCCUAUAACCCCGAGUCUCUGGUCGACCGAAAGGAGUUCUGGGCUGUCUGCCGCGUCCUGGUUCCCCUGCAGAGCGGAGACAUCUUGGGGUUUAUGGUGAAUUCGGAGGGCGAGCUGCACUUGAGCCACAACGGCGCCAGCACGGGCAUGCAGGUCUGCGUGGACUGCUCCCAGCCCCUGUGGAUGUUCUUUGGUUUACACGGCGCCGUCAUGCAGAUUCGCGUGCUAGGUUCCACCAUCUUAGCCGAACGGCUGGGGAUUUCCACGCCGAGCUCACCCACAUCAACACCAAAUUCGCCCACCGUGCUCUGCAGUGGCAUCUCGGACCCCAUAUUGUCCACAUGUGGCUCUGGCCCCCUCUGCAGCUCCAUGAGCGGCACGGCGCCCAACUCUCCGGUCAGCUUGCCCGAGUCACCCAUCUCCCCAGCUGUCUCGGGGCCCUGGGGAGACGAAUGCACCAUCUGCUAUGAGAACAUGGUGGACACAGUCAUUUACUCCUGUGGACACAUGUGUCUCUGCUACUCGUGCGGGCUGAAGCUCAAGAAGAUGUCCAACGCGUGCUGCCCCAUCUGCAGACGGGCCAUCAAGGACAUCAUCAAAACGUACCGCAGCACUUAGAGCAACAGCCGGUGCUGCUGUGGGACCGGGGCAGCGGCCACAAGGCUGUGACCUAACACAGG